UAGCCGUUAGCUCCUGCCUGCUGUUUCACUCAUUGAUUUACUUCUAAACUAAUGUGUCCUAAACAUGGAUUCAACACAGUGAACACAGACGUGUUCGGUGUAAACAGAACGGCGUAUCUCACAGCUGUAUGACAACAAGUUGAAGAUGGAGCCUGUGGAUCCUCCCAAGAAUGUUGAGGGCAGUGGAUUUCGCAAGCGGCGCAUUUCUUCAAUUUUGAAAGCACCACGGAAAUCAACCACAUUGCCUGACACGGAACAACAGGAAAAUGAGGCGGAAAUUGCCAAACCAGUGGAAAAGAGGAAUUCAAGGAGAGUCAGUUUUGCUCCUGCAAAUGAUGUUCUACUAUUUGCCAACGAUAUCAAGAAUGCCUCCCCUGUUCGAAGUCCUCUCCAAGAUUUGAUGACAGCAACUGCAACAAUGCAAAACAGGGCCCAAGUAGUGACCAGUGAAGAUGGGGCUAAACAAAUCAUGGGUAUAGAAAACCUGUUGAAUGCUCCUCUACAUGUUUCUCAACAAAGGGACACAGUGAACUUUGACAGUGGGAAGGACUUUGGAGAGAAGACAGUGAUGUUUUCUACCGAUGAUGCACUCAUGGACAUGACCCAUAGUCACACUAUAAACAUUGCAAGUGACGCAGAAUUACUCGGGGAUAAAUCCCUUCACAGUUAUAACAUUUUGUGUCCUGGCAGUGAGAGAGGAUUGGAUGACGGAUCCGCAGAUAUGGCCCAAAGUCAUCCUCUAAACAAAAAGAGCGGGUCUGCGCCAGUAUCAGCAGACAGACACGUGGAUUUAAAUGCAAAGAGGACAACUGUAUCUGCAGCCCUCCCUUGUUUAGAUCUUGAAUUUGAAGACUUCCUUGCUAGUCUCUCCAAACCCAGUGGGGCCAGCACCCAAGCUGGCACCAGGAAUACUCCUUUUGCCACACCAUCUUCUGUACAAACAAACAGUUCCAUGGACCAGAGUAAAACACAAGGACCUGAUAUAGACAAAGAAAAUCAAGUUCCAAAGUCACUAAACAGGACCAAGAUUGGCCAAUCUUUUCACAGAAGUGUGCUGUGUCCCGAAGACGAUGUCGGCAUGGACAUGACUGCAGCUCACACAGGUUGCAUUCUGGGAGCUGGUGAUGAUGAUCCUUUUCAGUGUCCUUUUCCCAAUCAAGAUAUGCACGCCCAGUCUGACAAAAGAGUGUCGCAGAUGGCAGAGGUGAAAGGGCAGCGGAGCAGUAAAACUUCAACUAACCCGCAAGAAAAGUCGACGUUGAUAAACCCUCCUCUACAUGCUCUGCACCAGAGACAUAACGUUGGUUCUGAUCCAAAAGUUGAAAGCAGAGAGAACACAAUGAUGUUUACUGCAGGUAAUGACUUCAUGGACAUAACUCGAAGUCACACAGUAAACAUUGCCAACGAUUCACUGGCUCCUGCAAAAAUGUCAGCAGAUAGCUUUCAUCCACAGUUUAAUGACGUAUUUGCAAGUCUUUCCAAACCAAGUGAUCGCAGUGGAAACAUCCCAAGAACGAAAGCUACUGCUGAACAGUCGUUUAAAGUACUGGGCAACUCAGAUGGAUGCCUGUCAAAGAUUGAGACAUCAAUCACAAAAGAAAAGUGGUUGCUGAAUACAAGCAGGAGCUCUGGAGAGCCACCUGAAGACCCAAAUAGAGACAAAAUCAGCUCUGAAAGCGACAUAAACAUGGAUAUGACAGAAGCUCAAACAGGACGCAUCAUAGGGCUCACCGAGUCAGAUGAUCCUUUCCAGUUUCUCCUUCCCUUACAAGACAUGCACCCUCUCUGUGAAAGUCAGAAGAAAGCAGAUGUGACACCACGACAGCAAAGCAGCAAAGAAUUCCCAUCAUCUAGUCAUACAGGCAUGGAAAACCCAUUAAGACAAUCUUUAAAGAUGCCACUACAAAUACACCAGGAAAAACGUGUGACUGAAGAUGCCAAAGAGAAAACGCUGAGGUUUUCUGCCGUUGGUGCCGGUAUGGACUUGACUCGAAGUCACACUGUAAACAUCGCCACUGCUCAUAAACUGCAGUUGCACCAGAAUGAGGACUUUUCACCCACAUGCAGAGAGAAAACUGUGAGGUUCAGUGCCGAUGAUGGAACAAUGGAUAUGACCCAGUGCCUCACUGUGAAUAUUGCCAGUGACUUGCCAUCAGAUUCAGCCACUUCUGUGAAGACACAAGAACGUCCACCUCUGAACGGACCGUCAUACACACACGGUUUGGAUCCAGGGUUCAAUACCCCCUUGACCAGUCUAUCUAACCCAAAUGACCACUGUGCUAAUCCUGUGAUUUCAAGAAUGAUAUCUACUGCUGCAAGAUCCCAUGAUGGAUGCAAAAUCUCUUCUGAAGGUAGUUUAAGCAUGGAUGAGACUGGACUUGAAACGGUCAACGUGUUGGGAUGUGACGUUGGCAUGGAUAUGACUGAAGUUCACACAGGCCGCAUUGUAGAAUUCCCAGGUAGAGAUGAUGUUCAGGGUGAGUUAUCCACUCAAGAUAUGAACCCCCACAGUUCUGUUCUGAAGAAACUGGAGAAGACUUCAAAUCAGAAGAGGAAAGAAGCCCUUGGGCCAUCUAACUUUACAGGUGUCGAAUUCAGGAGUUCUUUAAAGAAAAUGCCAACAGAGCAGGUCAAGUUUCAUUCGGAAGAUGACAACAGAGAGAAAACAGUGAGGUUUACCGCUGAAAGUGCCUGCAUGGAUGUUACACAAAGUCACACGGCAAACAUUAUCGCUCAUUUACCACUUGAAUCAUUUCCACAUGUGGACAUGCCUGGACAUGGAGAGAAAACAGUGAGGUUCACUGCAAUCGAUGCAGCCAUGGAUGUGACACGGAGUCACACUGUGAACAUAUCCACGGAUCUGAAUGCCCUCUUGCAGCAAAACAAGGACUCUGUACCUGCUACUGGAGAGAAAACAGUGAGGUUCACUGCAAUCGAUGCAGCCAUGGAUAUGACAGGGAGUCACACUGUAAAUAUUAUAAGUGAUUUGCCACAGUCAAACCAAAAUGUGGGCCAUUUUCCUGCUGACAUUGAUGGCACAUUGAAGUUUACUGGAAAUGAUGCAGCUAUGGAUGUGACAAAAAGUCAUAAGACAAACAUCGCCACCGAUUUUAAACCAAAAUCACAUCAAAAUGUAGGUUUUAUGCCCAUAUGUGACAUAAACGAAUGCCUUGCUGUAAAUACCAGCAAUUCAGGAUCGGACAUCGUUCAGCUUAAAACACAUCGGCCUGACUUGAACACGGGAAAGGAAGUAGCAGGUUUCGCUUCAGUUGUUGUGAAAAAGCCAGAAAAUCAAAUCCUGACUGACUGUCCAGAAGUCACUGCAAGCAUGGACAUCACUGCAGCUCAAAUGGGCUACAUUUCAGUGCAAACAAGUGCAGAUAUUCCCUCUCAAAGUCUCUCGGCAACGCAGGUCUCUACUUCUGACAGUCUGAACACAACCAAGUUGAUUUCACAGAGCAAUGAAUCACUGAGAUCAUCCAGUCCAGAUGCUGUAAAAGUAACAAAUCCUGCAGAUUAUUAUGACUCAAAUUCAAUGGAAACCACAAAAGAACAUGAACCAAAAACUACAGUAUAUCCACUGUCACAAGAGAUGGAAAGUUCACCAAAUGCUGUUGACCAAGAUACUGAUACGCUUUGCUCACAAACAUCCAGACGGAGAAGUUUAGCUAAACUCCAGUCAAAAGUCAGGCGUUUAAGUCACAUGAUCAAUACAGCUCCUGUUGUUCCCACGGAUAGCUGCACCGCACCUUUGCCUCAGUUGGACCACGACUUGAAUCAAAACUCACCUAGUAAAACUACAUCUCUACCCAUAACAGAGUCAGAAAUGACUUCGGUAAACACUGAAAAUAAUACACAAGAUCAAGAUGUGGAGCAAGCCUCUGAUACCGUCUCUGCAACCCCUUUCAACUUGAAGACUAAACGGCUCAUGUCAGCGCUCACAGUGGGAGGCUUCAGACCAAAACUCCCCCAAAGAAAUAACCCUGAAGAUUCAAAAAAGGUGGCCACUGUGGGAGAAUCUACAAAAACCACCACAGUCGACGUUACCCGUCAGAUGAACAACUUUGACGAUAAUGACAUCAGUGAUAUUUAUGACGAAGAGUUGGGGAGCUAUGAAGAUGUGUCAGAAACUCUGAACACCGGGAGUCCCGAGAAGAUAUUAAAAAAAGAGAGUCCUCCCCAGGAACUGAACACGUUGGAGCCUUUAGAGGAUGAUGUACUUGAAGAAGAGUUUGUUAGCAACAUCAGCAGACAAAAGAGACCACUAGCAGAGGAUGAAGAUGGCAAGCAGCCUGAGAAGAGACUGAAAGAAAGCACAGAGUUUGUUGAAGAGGCAUUUCAGUCCAAUGUUGUUGAGUGUGACAGUAACAUCAGCACGGCUCGUAGUACUUCCUGCACCAUUGAUUCGUCCAGCAGUGGUCACACAGCCAGCAGAUGUGAAGCUGCAUUCGAGUCAACUAUAAAGAACAGUCUAUUUGAAUCCCAGCUUGAAGAUUAUGCCAGUGAUGCACAGAAGAAGCUUGAAGAUGGAACAAUUACGGCUUCAGAGUUCUUCAAACUCUUCAACAUAGACUUUGUCAUCCAUAAUCCUCGGCAGAGUGUCAUUCCUGGCAGGCUUUUAUCUGAAGCGGGAGCUACUCCACUGGAUUUGUUGAAAGACAGACACAUUAGCCGUCCUAAAGUGUUGGUCUAUGAGAGGGACAUACAGACCCUCACAGAAAAGGUGGAAGGCCUGAAGGUUCGAAUGCUGGACCUGGACAAACCUCUCAAGACUCUUAACAGACCUUUGUGGGAACAGAUGAGACACUCUUCAGAGAAAGAGCUCAAAUCCUUUGGUACCAAACUAAAGGAGAGAAACAACUUCUUCAGAAAAACAAGUAAAGUUCAGUCACAUGAAACUAAGGAAGUCCUCUACACAAAUCUUGCAAGGGCUAAUCUGGAGGAACGGCAGAAGGUGAAAGGGAUGAUUGAGCAGGCCGAGGAGAUGGUGAAAAGUCUGGAUGGUUGUAUUGGUGAAUUAGAAGCAGAACUUGUUGCAGUAGACGAAAGCGGCUCUGAGGACAAACAGAGUCUGAAAUCACUGCAAGAGGAAAUGAAAAAAGUCACUGAAUCGUUGGCUGACAAUGACAAACAAAUCGCUGAACUGGAAAUCCAGAAGCAGCAGAAUUCAAGUAAACUCAACAGGUUGAAAGCAGAGACGAGGAACCUGGAGAGCCACAUGGACAUGCUCAAUACGUUGAAUGAAUGGAAGUUCAGAGAGACAAGGAACAACUGCACAGUUUACACUUUUCUUCAUGAGACGAUGCUCCUGCAGUUGGUGCAUGAAAAAUCCAGUGGAAAUGACACUGACGGUGGAUCUGAGCUGAAAACCACAAACAUCACCUUCAAAUUAGAGCUCAAUGAUGAGAAGUCACAUGCCCACGCUCGCCUCGUUCACAAACUGAUCGCUCAAUACGUCGAGGAGGAGUCGGCCUGGGUGGAAAAAUACCCAACAAGUGCACACAUUCCACAGCUGCUGCAUGACGUCAGCCUGGUGGUGAGUUCCUGUCGUCUGCUGGGAGAGGAGCUGCGUCUCCUGAAGAUGUGGGGAGGUCUGCGGCUCGAUAUACUGGACAUCAGCUGCCAAGACACUCGAGUGAACAUCGUCUUCAGCAGUCUCAAGAAAUUCUCCAAGUUUGAAGCUGUUUUUGCUGUCAGUUUGACCAACCACUUCUACGUCCUUCAACUGGAAAGCUUUCAAAAUAUGAUAGGAAGCACCACGAUCCAACAAAUUGAAGAAGUUGUGGCGUCAUUCAGUCCAUCCAGGAAUCUGCUGACAAAGAUUGUCAAAAAGAUUCACGAUGCUCUUCUCUGUUGAUCGGGAGCAGAUCACGUCCAUUUAAAUUCUGCUCCUUUCUCCAACUCUCUUGUACAGUCUGGAUGUUAAACCCUUAAAAUUCAGUUUGAUGAACAUUUUUAUAUGCCAAUUAAGAAAUAAAUAUAGUGUACAUACUUUCACUGAAGUUUGUUUCCCCUCUAUUUGUGUUUGUUCUCGUAAUCAUUUGCAUUAAUUACAAAAAAAAAACGUAAAUGUCUUCUAAUUGUCUUCCAAAUACCAUAUUUUCACCCCCUGGCAUCUUUAAAAAAAAAAAACCUGGGAUUCAUUUCAAAGCAGCUUAAAAUAUAUGUAUUUAGUUAACAGUUAUAUAGUGGACAUUUUAUAGGAAGGUAUUGAUAUUAAAUGUACUUUUGCUAUUUUGAAAAACAAAAUUCAGAAUAAAGGUUUUUUGCAUUAAUAAAGUGUGCAAGUCUAUCAGUACCAUUUUUAUGAAAUGUUUUUUACCUCUCCUCGCUCUAAUGUUUGGACUGCGGUGAUGGUUCUUUCCACGUAAUGUAAUAAAACAUAGUUUGAAGCUGAUUAACACAUUAAUUACUAAG
This is a messenger RNA of Cololabis saira (Pacific saury), 6417 nucleotides long. RefSeq names its product kinetochore scaffold 1 (gene knl1). Gene Ontology annotation, biological process: protein localization to kinetochore; cell division; attachment of spindle microtubules to kinetochore. Bases 146 to 5857 code for a protein of 1903 amino acids. The transcript has 32 exons. Lineage: Eukaryota; Metazoa; Chordata; Actinopteri; Beloniformes; Belonidae. Gene Ontology annotation, cellular component: nucleus. The record is from RefSeq and is a predicted model, not a curated record.